UUUAAGGCCGGGCCGCCGAGGGAAACACCAGUAAGCAGGCAGCAGCGUGGCGGUGACGCAGCGAUGACGUCACCGGUGCCAGGCGGCCGCUGCUCCCGCUCCGGGCGCUGACGCGGAGGCAGAUUAUCCCGGCAGCAGAGCAGGACGGCCUCCAUGACUGAACAGCAGCGUAAGCUGAUCAGAGGCGCCGUCUCGCUGACUGGACUUUACCUGAUUUAUGGAUAUGGAGCUUCGCUGCUCUGCAACCUGAUCGGCUUCGUCUAUCCGGCUUAUUAUUCAAUCAAAGCCAUUGAAAGUCCCUGCAAAGAAGACGACACAAAAUGGCUGACCUACUGGGUGGUGUACGGCGUCUUCAGCCUGGGCGAGUUCUUCUCCGACAUUUUUCUUUACUGGUUCCCGUUUUACUACGCAUUUAAGUGUUUGUUCCUGUUGUGGUGCAUGGCUCCGAUAUCGUGGAAUGGCUCCCAGAUCAUUUACAACAAAGUGGUUCGGCCCGUCUUCCUCCGGCAUGAGGCCACGGUGGACAACAUGGUGAGCGACCUGAGCGGGAAGGCCAUGAGCGCCGCCGAGAACCUCACCAGAGAAGUUCUAUCCACUCUGGUGAAGAACAAAACUCUGGUGACACCAAUGCCGCCGGUCGCCCCGCCUGAACCGAAGAGUUUACCAAGUUUAACCGGAGAAACGUCCAACGCUAAAGUUGCUCCGAGCGAAGAAGAACGAAGGCCUUUUCUUGGGUGAGCAGAUUGUUGUUCAGAUAGCAGCAGAGGAAGAGGAAGAUGCUCCGCCGAGGAAGAGGAGCAGAGAUGUUUUUAUCCUGAAUGAUCCAAACAGAAAGUGCUCCUUAUGUCACAGAGACUCGGUUAUAAGGCCAUAUUUUUGAAGAACGGUGAUGUAUUUAAUCUGAAUUUAUGAUUUGGAGAUCAUUUAUUGUCUUUAGAAAAUCAGACAGAUACUGGAAGCUGCUGUCUGAUCUACGAGCUAAAUGUCAAAACAAGUUCAGGAAAAAAUAAAAAAUAAAAUCCUGUGACUGGAG
Xiphophorus couchianus (Monterrey platyfish) is the source of this 1033-nucleotide messenger RNA. RefSeq names its product receptor accessory protein 6 (gene reep6). The coding region runs from base 154 to 738 and encodes 194 amino acids. The record is from RefSeq and is a predicted model, not a curated record. The transcript has 7 exons. Lineage: Eukaryota; Metazoa; Chordata; Actinopteri; Cyprinodontiformes; Poeciliidae.